AUGGCUGCUCCAUCUCUGGAGGCCGCCUUGGAGAGCGACACCGAGUGCACCUCUGAGAGCUGUGCUGUGAAUGCCUUGCAAGUAGACUCGACCAAGACUCAGGAUAGCCUAAGCGCUGGUGAUGGGGCGGUGCACUGCCUUUGCAAGGAUCGAGAAGACAAGUACUACUGCUCAAAGUCGUUUGCAGGCUUCAGCAAAUGCUAUGGGCCCUGUCCUUCACUCUGCACAGAAACAGGCGGAAAGUUUUAUAUGUGUGGUGGAAAGCAUGAGAACCUUUGGCUGGACCGCUUCUUUAAGAACCAGGAGGAGCCGAGCAUGAAAUGCAAGCUCGAUCCAAAAGAUGAACAAUAA
Messenger RNA from Durusdinium trenchii, 351 nucleotides. The record is from the annotation of a GenBank genome assembly. NCBI's taxonomy places the organism in Eukaryota, Dinophyceae, Suessiales, Symbiodiniaceae.